CACAGCAAGGGUAAAAUGGCAUACUCCGUUGCGCAUGCGCAGAACCCUCCAUGGGGACCAAGUCGCUUCUGCUUCACCUCCUCCACACGGCGCAGGCGCAUCGACUCAGGCGAGACUUCGCGUGCGCAAAGCCCCGAAGUUCGACUCCCCUCAUCAUUGCGCAUGCGCAAGACCUCGCGACCAGGCCGCUCCGGCCCAGGGCGCAGACGUAAAUGGGCGGCCCGCGCACGCGCAAAGACCCACGUCGGAGGCGCUGCCGGGGCCCCGCCCCCCGCCUCGCUCCCACUGCGCCCGCGCAGCUCGGUCCUGCCGCGGCGGCCAGACGGGACCGGCUCAGGCCCGGAGGAGCCGCCCCGGUGCAUUGUGGCGCAUUGGGGGGUCGGCUCCCCUGUGACAGAGCAGGGACUCCACGAGCGAGGCUCUCGCCCAAGCCAGGCUGAUCACCGAGGGAUGAUGUCUGAAACACACAAGCACGCGGACGUGGGGGGGAGCGAGGACGUGAUCUUUGAGGAGGAGGAUGGGACUUCAACUGGCGUCUCCACGGUGCAGGAGGAAGAGGAUGAAUCGGAAGCAACCUCAGUGUCAUCUGGAGAGAGCCGUCCAUCCACGCCCUCUGCCAAUGGGUACCCAGGUCCCAGGAGCAAGGAGCUGAGGUCAGCAGUAUCGGAGCCCCAGCAGGAGGUGGCGGCAGAGGAGGGGGAUGCUGGCCAGGGUCGCUUGGGCUCCCCGCAGACCCCCAGCCCCGAGUGGCAUGAAUGCCCCGAGUGCGGGCGCGGCUUCGGCACCUCGCGGGCCCUGAAGGUCCAUCGCAGCUACCACGUGGGCCGGAAACGGCCGCACACCUCCUCCAAGCCGCCCCCGCCCCGGCCGGCCCCACCCUCUGCUGGGGAUCCAGAGGGCCGUGACGCCAGGCCUGUGCCCCCCUCACCCCGAGCUGGAGCCUUCCACUACAUCUGCGCUGAAUGUGGCCUGGGCUUCGCCUCGCCUGCCUCCCUGGAGGCUCACCGCUGUGAACAUGGCUGGCGCCGCAGCCCCCCGGCCCCUCCCCGCAACAAGGGGCCUCCCGCCCCACCCCGCGAGGCCAAUGGCGCCCGGGACACCGAGGGGGCAGACGGACCUUACCACUGCACCGAGUGCCCAGGCGAGUUCGGCUUGGUGGCGGAUUUGCAUGAGCACUACAUGCUGCAUGCCCGAGGGGAGCUGUAGCCCCCUACCUUGCUGUGGGGCCAGGGGGUGGGGAAAGUGGGAGUGAGAUGGAUGGUGACAGUGGUGUGAUCUGUGGGUUGGAAGGUGGCGGCAGUGGGUUCCACAGGCUGGGGGUUGGUGUUUGCGGUGGGAUUUGUGGGUUGGAUGGUGGCUGGAUGGGGAUCUGUGGGAGGAUAUGAGAGAGCCAGAAUGGUGGUUGUAGUGGGAUCCACAGAUGAGGGUUGGUGGUUGCCGUAGGAUCUGUUGGAGUAGAAGAGAGGACGGUGGGUGCCGUGGGAUUCAUGGGUUGGGUGAUGUUUGCAGUGGUUUCUGCAGGCUGGGGGUUGGUGGCAGUGAUGGGAUCCGGGGUCCUGAGCCUCUGAGACAGAAAUGGGGGCAGGGGACCUUCCCCUCCCCUUUCUUUAUUCUAGUUGAUUUGUAGAUUCAAGUGAAUCUGACCAGGGCCCCAGCCACCCUAGCCCCAUCUUUGCCUCCCCCCCAGAGCGGGGCCUGUUAUCAUCCCUCCCAACCUGCCCCCCAGACCUCAGAGCGGGGAGCCCCAUCAGGGGCUUAGACCUGGCAAUCUCGAAUCACCCUUGGGGCUGCAAGAUUGUGGAGCUGGAGGGCCCCGGACCCCCUUUCCCCUCCCUUGAGGGCCGUAGAGGGGGAAGGCCCCAUCACUCAUUUCCUGCCCCUCUGCCCCACGCAGAUUAGGCCGGCAGCCACUCAGGUGCCUCUUCCACUAGCCCCGGGCGUGUUUGGAACCCAGCGCCCCCAAGGUUUUGGGUGGGACAGAUCCCUCCUGCACUCCCUGUCUGCUUUGCCUUGGAGAGAGCGGGUUGUGAGGGGGCGAGCCAUCAGCAGAUUGAUGAAUAUUAACGAGCUCAUUGAAAUAGCUGGGGGGGGUGGGGACCUUGUUUAAUAAUAAAAGUGAUUCUGUA
This is a messenger RNA of Dermochelys coriacea (leatherback sea turtle), 2126 nucleotides long. Its product is annotated as replication initiator 1-like. The record is from RefSeq and is a predicted model, not a curated record. Bases 16 to 1206 code for a protein of 396 amino acids. The transcript is spliced from 4 exons. Lineage: Eukaryota; Metazoa; Chordata; Testudines; Dermochelyidae. Gene Ontology annotation, molecular function: RNA polymerase II cis-regulatory region sequence-specific DNA binding; DNA-binding transcription factor activity. Gene Ontology annotation, biological process: regulation of transcription by RNA polymerase II.